AUUCAAAACGAACAACACUCCAAAAGAUUCUACACCCACAAAUCUUUUCACAGAUUUAACGAAUAAUGUUGACAGAAAAUAAAUCCUAAUAAUAAUCCCUUAAACCAUCUUCUCUCUCUUACUCUUUCUCUCUCAUACAUUCACGGAUGCACGCACACUGAUCACACCCAUCGUCCCAAUGGCAUUCAACAACACCAGUUAACCUUCAACCCCCCCCCCCCCCCCCCCAAACCCAUUUCACAUUCAUGUCGAUCUCCACACCCACAUACGAUGAAUACCCAUCAUCAUCAUCAUCAACACCAAGAUCAGCAAAAGUCGUCACUCUGAUCCGUCAAUUCACAAACUCCAUGAAAUCCAACGGCUUAAAGCUCAAAGACCGCUGCAAAAAGCCCACUCAAGUCCACGCGCUCACUAUCAACUCCAUUUUAUCAUCUUCUUCUUCUUCCACUAGUGAUGAAUCGAUUAAUAGUAUUACCAAUUCAAAAUCUCAUCUUCCAUACGGGUUACCCGAUUCCACCCUAAUUGAACCUCCAAUUGACCCCUUUUUACGCCCCGUUGACUUUGUUGACUCCAUUUCCGAUCUUUACACAAGAAUUGUUCAUUCUUGUUGUCAUGAACCUGGGACUGAAUCUGGGACUAAAUCUGGAACAUGUUGUGGGUUGUAUUUGGAGCAGUAUGCGCUAUUGUGCGCACUGGGUGAUGUGAAGUUGGUUAGGAGGAGUUUGCAGUGUGCUAGAGAACAUGCGGUUGAUGUGCAUUCGAAGGUUGUUUUGUCUGCUUGGCUUAGGUUUGAGAGGAGAGAGGAUGAGCUUGUCGGUGUUUCGGCUCUUGAUUGUAUCGGUAAGGUUCUCGAAUGCCCGAAAUCGGCCUUGGUUGAUGGUGGUUUGAAUUGUUUUCGGUCGGUUUUUGACCGCUGUCUAUGUGUUUGUGAAAAUGCCUCUGAGAAUGUUGAUGUUAAUAAUGUUAUUGUUCGUGCUAAUAAUGUUGUUUGUACUAAUAAUGAAGAUGAAGAAGAAGAAGAAAUUGUGUGUUUUUGUAUUGGUAAUGAGGUUGUUAGUUGUGUUAGGGGGAAAAUCGCUUCGUUAUCCAGCCCGUUAAACACGUUGUUGUAUGGUAGUUUUGUCGAAUCAGUAAAACAAAAGAUUGAUUUUUCGCAAAUCGGGAUAUCUGCGGAAGCAAUGAGGGGUGUGGAAGCGUUUAGUAGAACGAAAAAGUUGAUGGAUUUCGUUUCUCCGAGUGUAGUUUUGGAGAUUCUAUCGUUUUCGCAGAAGUUUUGUUGCGAGGAAAUGAAAUCAGCAUGUGAGGUUUAUCUGUCAUCGUUAGUUUCCAACAUUGACGAUGCAUUAUUAUUCAUCGAAUACGGUUUUGAAGACAAUGCGAGUCUGCUUGUAGCGUCUUGUUUACAAGUUAUAUUGCGAGAGCUUCCGGGUUCGUUAAACAACCCGAAAGUGCUAAGCUUGUUUGCUAGUCCGGAAUCUAUGGAGAAGUUAAGUACGGUUAAUCACGCUUCGUUUUUAUUAUACUAUUUCCUUACACAAGUAGCGUUCGAGGAAAAGAUGACAUCAUCAAACGCGAUCAUGCUUGUAGAACGAUUAAUCGAGCUUGCAACAGAAAAAUGGCAGAAAACACUCGCAUUUCAUCAGUUAGGCGUUUUGUUAUUCGAAAAAGAAGAGUAUAAAACCGCUCAAAAUUGUUUCGAGGCAGCGUAUGAAAUGGGUCACGUUUAUUCAGCAACCGGUAUUGCCCGAACAUUGUAUAAGCAAGGGAAAACGUAUUUAGCACGUGAUUUAAUCAACAAGAUUAUAUCGGACUGUAAAAGACCGACCGGAUGGAUGUAUCAAGAACGAUCUUUAUACAAUCUCGGAACUAAAAAGCUUCAAGAUUUGGAACUAGCGUCUAAAUUAGAUCCGACACUUGCAUACCCGUAUAAAUACAGAGCCGUAUCAAUGGUGACGGAAAAUUUAGUCAACGAAGCUAUUCAAGAAAUCAAUAAAAUUAUUCGGUUUAAGGUUUCUCCGGAUUGCCUUGAAUUACGCGCAUGGUUUUAUCUCGUUCUCGAAGAUUAUCAAGCUGCUGUGAGGGAUAUUCGGGCGUUAUUGAGUUUAGAGCCUUGUUAUAUGAUGUUUCAUGGUAAAAUGAGAUGUGAUCAUUUGGUUGACUUAUUGAGUCAACGAGUCAAACAGUGGACCGCUGCUGAUUGCUGGCUGCAGUUAUAUGAUCGGUGGUCCUAUAUCGAUGACAUCGGCUCACUUGCAAUAAUUCAUCAAAUGAUGUCGCAUGAACCUGCAAAGAGUCUUUUAAGGUUCAGGCAGUCCUUACUUCUUUUAAGAUUAAACUGCCAAAAGGCGGCAAUGCGGAGCUUGCGAUUGGCGAGAAAUCUUGCGACCGCAAAGCAUGAAAGACUUGUUUACGAAGGAUGGAUUUUAUACGAUACUGGAUAUCGUGAGGAAGCUUUAGCUAAAGCUGACGAAUCUAUUUCGAUUCAAAGAUCAUUUGAAGCGUAUUUUCUUAAAGCGUAUACACUUGCAGAUGCAUCUCUUGAUCCUGAUUCUUCUUCCGUUGUUAUUCAACUUCUUAUUGAUGCUCUUAAAUGCCCUUCAGACGGGCUUCGGAAAGGACAAGCAUUAAAUAAUCUCGGUAGUAUAUACGUGGACUGUGGGAAGCAUGAUCUUGCGGCAGAUUGUUAUAUAAACGCACUUGAUAUAAAGCAUACAAGAGCUCAUCAAGGUUUAGCACGUGUCUAUUCUCUUAAAGACGACAGAAAAGCUGCAUACGAUGAAAUGACAAAACUGAUUGAAAAAGCAGAAAAUAAUGCAUCCGCUCAUGAAAAACGUUCUGAAUAUUGCGAUCGCGAUAACGCUGUUAACGAUUUAUAUAUGGCAACUCAGUUGGAUCCACUCAGGACUUACCCUUACAGAUAUAGAGCUGCAGUGUUGAUGGAUGAACAAAAGGAAACCGAAGCUGUCGAAGAGCUUACAAAAGCCAUAGCGUUUAAACCCGAGCUACAAAUGCUGCAUCUUCGAGCAGCGUUUUAUGAGUCGAUGAGUGAUUACGACUUAGCGUUAAGAGAUUGUGAAGCGGCACUCUGUUUAGAUCCUAAUCACAAAGAGACACUCGAGCUUUAUAACCGAACACUAAAAGAAUCUGCCGAGUUCUAUACAUGAGGUUGUUGUGCAGCUAUUGAGGGCAUAAAAAGACGUUUACGCCCUCCAUUGGUUCAAUCACACGACUGCAGAUUCGCGCCCAAAUGUAUGAAAAAGAAGGGACUGAACAGGAAAUUUUGGAAGUUGAAAAUCUCAAGAGUUUAUGGUGGUAUGAUUAUGAUAUGACAUAUUACAUGCAUUUGAAUGUUUGAUUAGGGUUGUAAAGAGGGGUAAAAAGGAAAUUUCACACGUACCACCCUUGGGAAUCUUGUUGUAAGUUUAUUGUUGUAUGCUGUAAAAUCAUUGUUUCUUCAUUAAAUUCUGAAUGUAGACUUCAAGAUUCUCUUUUUAAUUAUUAUUUUAUUAUUAUUAUUA
Messenger RNA from Helianthus annuus (common sunflower), 3518 nucleotides. RefSeq names its product ethylene-overproduction protein 1. The transcript has 4 exons. Lineage: Eukaryota; Viridiplantae; Streptophyta; Magnoliopsida; Asterales; Asteraceae. The record is from RefSeq and is a predicted model, not a curated record. Gene Ontology annotation, molecular function: protein binding. Bases 246 to 3164 code for a protein of 972 amino acids. Gene Ontology annotation, biological process: negative regulation of ethylene-activated signaling pathway.